Nipponia nippon (crested ibis) is the source of this 947-nucleotide messenger RNA. It is a transcript of the gene DPH5, whose product is annotated as diphthamide biosynthesis 5. NCBI's taxonomy places the organism in Eukaryota, Metazoa, Chordata, Aves, Pelecaniformes, Threskiornithidae. Gene Ontology annotation, biological process: protein histidyl modification to diphthamide. Gene Ontology annotation, molecular function: diphthine synthase activity. The record is from RefSeq and is a predicted model, not a curated record.
GUUUCCCUCCCGUGAUAGGCGGCGGCGGCGCUGGGCCUGGCGGCAGUGAGGGCCUCCCCAAGCAUGCUGUACCUGGUCGGGCUGGGCUUGGGAGAUGCCAAGGACAUCACGGUGAAGGGGCUGGAGGCGGUGAGGCGGUGCGGCAGGGUGUACCUGGAGGCCUACACGUCCCUCCUCACGGUGGGCAAGGAAGCGCUGGAAGAAUUCUAUGGAAAAGAAUUGAUUUUGGCUGACCGAGAAAUGGUGGAACAAGAAGCAGAUAGCAUUUUAAAAGAAGCUGAUGUUUGUGAUGUCGCAUUUCUUGUAGUUGGUGAUCCUUUUGGGGCCACGACGCACAGUGAUUUAGUACUGCGUGCAGUAAAACUGGGGAUUCCAUACAAGGUCAUUCAUAACGCUUCAAUAAUGAAUGCAGUGGGCUGCUGUGGUUUACAGUUGUACAAUUUUGGAGAGACAGUUUCUAUAGUUUUCUGGACAGACACAUGGAAGCCAGAGAGCUUUUUUGACAAGAUCAAGAAGAACAGGCAGAAUGGAAUGCACACACUGUGCUUACUUGAUAUUAAAGUGAAGGAGCAGUCUCUGGAGAAUCUAAUGAAAGGAAGAAAGAUUUACGAGCCACCACGCUACAUGAGCGUGAAUCAAGCUGCAGAACAGCUUCUUGCCAUUAUUCAAAACAGGAGGCUGCAAGGAGAAGAACCAGAAAUUACUGAAAACACAAUUUGUGUUGGCCUUGCACGCGUGGGUGCUCCGGAUCAGAAGAUUGCUUCAGGCACAUUGUAUCAGAUGUCCACAGUGGAAUUAGGCGGUCCACUACAUUCUUUGAUUGUUACAGGCACUAUGCAUCCCCUGGAGUUAGAAAUGCUUCAGCUAUUUUCUGUAGAUAGUUCCAGUUUUGAAAACAAUGCAUUUCAAAGGACCACUUAAAUAAAAAUAAGGCAUUUAAAUUUUUA